UUUGCUGGAGAUUUAAUUAUUUAUUAUUAUGACUCUCAUCAGAGCACAACUUCCUCGUUUUUCUCUCCCUAUUGUGGUUUUCUUCGGUAUUGUCACUAUCUCAUCAGCGGUAACUGAUCGGAGAUCGAGAGGAGGAAUUCCGUUUCCUUCAUUGGCCGGAUAAGCAUUUACUUCACCAACAACAGGUUCCACAACUUAGUUUGAUUUUGGUUGCUCAAAGCUUGUUUGGGAGCAUUAUUCAGAGAGUAGAUGUGCAAAUGGGUGAUGGAGUUGAGAGAAUAGAAACUUAUGCAGGAGAAUCAAGUGCAGUUGAAGUUGAAGGUGGGAGUGAUGUGGAACUACAUGAGGGGAUGGAAUUUGAAUCAGAAGAAGCUGGUAGAGCAUUCUAUGAUGAUUAUGCCAGACAAAAAGGAUUCUUGACUCGUGUGUUAUCAUCUAGGAAAUCUGAGCGUGAUGGAUCAAUAAUCUCUCGUGGGCUUGGAUGUAGAGGACUUCCAGACAGUCGAACAAAAGUUGACAUUCAACAGGGUAGGCAACGAGACGUUUGCACUGCCAUGAUUUUGCUGAAAAGAGAGAAGAAUGGAAUAUGGGUUGUUAGGAAAUUCGUGAGUGAACAUAAUCACCCCUUGGGGAUUGAGCUACAAAAGGGUCACCGGAUACUUGAUGAUAAAGACAAGAAAAUUCAGGAAUUAACUGCAGAACUGAGGGUAAAGAAGAGGUUAAGUGCAGCAUAUCGGGAACAGCUACUUGCAGUUUUGAAAGAUGUUGAAGAGCAUAACGGAAAUGUAUCCAAUAAAGUUAAAUUAGUUUAUGAAAAUCUGAGAAAACUUGAAUCUAAGAUGCAGCAGCCCCUGUGCCACAGAUAAUUUAUGCAACAUCAUAUUUUUCGUGCUUGGUCGUGCUGGUGCUCUCCGAACACGUGCUCGUGCUGAUUUUGUGUUGUGUCAAAAGGUGCAGCUCGUAUUUACAACGUUAAUAUUACCUGGAAGUUAAAAAAAAAAAAGGGAUGUAUCAUCAAUAUUAAUAAAAGAUGGUUGUUACUAGUUAGUAAUGAUGUAAAAUUAAACUAGUCUCAUAAGAACAACAGCCAUUGCCAAAGAAAUGAUUUUUGCUUGCAACAUUGUUUCACUUUAGUGAGACUUUAAGAUGUUUGGGACAUCAGUAUAUUUGUGGCCUGAAAUGACUUAUUUCAGUCAAAUUCUGCAAGGAAUUUGUGUAAAUUUUGAAUGCUUAGUUUAUCUUGAUCUUGAAAUCCUUGUCGUAGUGUCUGCCA
This is a messenger RNA of Cannabis sativa, 1273 nucleotides long. RefSeq names its product protein FAR1-RELATED SEQUENCE 5. NCBI's taxonomy places the organism in Eukaryota, Viridiplantae, Streptophyta, Magnoliopsida, Rosales, Cannabaceae. The coding region runs from base 258 to 866 and encodes 202 amino acids. The record is from RefSeq and is a predicted model, not a curated record. The transcript is spliced from 5 exons.